CGGAGCCGCCGAUGGUCACCAGAAGCAGUAAUCGCGGCGUAGAAGCGGACGCGUUUUGGACGCGGAUCCCUCCGCUGGGUCUUCUCCGCAGUGAAGCACUGCCAGUGAAGUGCCGGUGGGACGAUGGAAACACAGGCGCAAGGUCUAUUAGAAAAACAAACAUUCCAUGAGACAGAUGAAGACACCAUCACUGAUGUUGAUUUGACCAAUGUGAUUUCUGAAGAAGAGCGAGAAGAAUUAAAAGUUGAAGUAAUCAAGCUAGAGGAUGAAAUUGCAACUUUACGCCAAGUUUUAGCAGCCAAAGAGAAGCACCUUGUGGAAAUAAAACAAAAGCUGGGCAUCAAUAUGAUGAAUGAACUGAAGCAGAACUUCAGCAAAAGUUGGCAUGAUGUGCAAACUACUACUGCGUAUAAGAAGACUCAAGAAACUCUAACUCAAGCAGGGCAAAAGGCCACAGCAGCUAUCAACAACGUUGGAACAGUUAUCAGCAAGAAGUUUGGAGAUAUGAGGUAUUCUAUCCGCCAUUCCAUGAGUAUGCCUGCUAUGAGGAAUUCUGCUACAUUCAAAUCCUUUGAAGAAAAGGUUGAGACCACUGUUACGAGCAUUAAGACAAAAGUUGGAGGCACACCUCACCCUGGAGGAAACUUUGAAGAAGUUCUUAGCUCUGCGGCCAAUGCUAGUGCUAGGAGUCCCAUUGUGGGCAGCCGACUUUCCGAAACUGAAGAGGAGCUCCAUUGCUAGGUGAGGGUUUCUUUGCCCUGCUGUUUGCAUAUGACUGAUACAUAAAAUGUUUCUUUUCUCUCCACGGCUGAGUAUGAAGUUGUAGGACUGCAUUGAGAAUAUACCUAGACAGACAAUACUAGGCAGAGAAAUUGGCAGGGAUGCAACCAAAUGGCAACUAUUGCUGCAGAAGUAACUGCUAGCUGUCCUUCUAUAUUACCCAUUUUAUUCUAUUUAUGCUUAUAAGUGAUUUUACAUUGUUACUGCUAUACAAUUGUGUCAAUAUUUAAAAUGGCAUGUAUUAUCUUAAGAAAUUUGUCCAUGCAUGUUUUUAUAAUGAAUUUCAGAAAAUAAGCUGAGGUUAUUAUUGUUCAAGCUAUUACCUAUUCUAUUUCUCUUGCUAUAAACAAUGCUGUUUUUGUCUGUCCUCUGCAUAUGUGCCUGUUUAUGACUGUUAAAAGAAAACCAACCUCUUUAUUAUUAUAUGUGCCAUUGGGAUAAGGAUUGGAACCAAAAACAAUUAUGUUGUAAAGUUUUCUGUCUAAAGAAGCAAUGAUACACAUGGCUUUAGUACAAAGUAGUGAGGAAAUAAUAAAAGAAAAAAAAA
This is a messenger RNA of Thamnophis elegans (Western terrestrial garter snake), 1327 nucleotides long. It is a transcript of the gene TPD52L1, whose product is annotated as TPD52 like 1. Bases 124 to 741 code for a protein of 205 amino acids. Lineage: Eukaryota; Metazoa; Chordata; Lepidosauria; Squamata; Natricidae. Gene Ontology annotation, biological process: positive regulation of MAP kinase activity; positive regulation of apoptotic signaling pathway. The transcript has 7 exons. Gene Ontology annotation, cellular component: cytoplasm. The record is from RefSeq and is a predicted model, not a curated record.